Brassica napus (rape) is the source of this 2026-nucleotide messenger RNA. Its product is annotated as cytochrome P450 709B3-like. The record is from RefSeq and is a predicted model, not a curated record. The transcript is spliced from 5 exons. Gene Ontology annotation, molecular function: monooxygenase activity; oxidoreductase activity, acting on paired donors, with incorporation or reduction of molecular oxygen; heme binding. The coding region runs from base 228 to 1793 and encodes 521 amino acids. Lineage: Eukaryota; Viridiplantae; Streptophyta; Magnoliopsida; Brassicales; Brassicaceae.
CUUUCUUGGUCAUUUUACUCUUUGUAUGUUUUUUGGCAAAAGAUAUAUAUUUUAAGGUCAUUUGAGAGAUUCAAGCCUUAAUAUAUAUGAAGUAUAAAAUAAAAUGAAUCCUACGAAAAUAAUGUGUUUCCUCCAAAUAUUAUUUUACUUACAUUUCUAUUUAAACAAUAACAAGAUGUGCCCCUUCAAAUCAGAAAUACAAGUACAAACUCCUUUUGUUUCUUUCAAUGGAAUUUCAGAGCACAAUCAACCUCUUAGCACUCGUUCUUCUGCCCUUUGUUGUUCCCAAGAUAUGGGAAGCUUGUUGGAUCUUUCUUUUGCGGCCAUGGAUGAUAACAAGAAGAUUCAAGAAACAAGGAAUCUCAGGCCCAAAAUACAGAUUCAUAUACGGAAACCUCAAGGAGAUAAAGAAGAUGAAGAAAGAAGCUAAGGGUUGGGUUCUUGAUCCCAACUCCAACGAUAUCUUCCCUCGUGUGUUUCCUCAUUAUCACCAAUGGAUGUCUCAAUACGGAGAAACAUUUCUGUAUUGGAAUGGAACAAAACCGACUCUAUUCAUCUCAGAUCUUGAACUAGGGAAACAGAUUUUGUCGAGCAAGUUAGGUUUCGCUGUUAUAGCAAAGACAAGACCAGAGGUCCUCAUGCUUUUUGGUAAAGGACUUUCUUUCAUAGAAGGUGAUGACUGGGUUCGCCAUAGACGAAUCUUGAACCCUGCUUUCUCAAUGGACCGACUAAAGGUCAUGACAAAAGAGAUGGUGAAUUGCACCUUGAGAAUGCUGGAGGAGUGGAGAAUACAGAAGAAUGGUGAAGAAGUGGUGCUGAGGAUGGAGAUUAACAAAGACUUUCAUAGAUUGAUCUCUGAUAUUAUUGCGACCACUGCGUUUGGAAGCAGUUAUGAGGAAGGGAUUGAGUUGUUUAGAUCACAGUCAGAGCUUGAGGAAUAUUUUGUUGCUUCUCUCACAAGCGUCUUCAUCUCAGGAACACAAUACCUUCCUACACCAACCAACCUUCAACUAUGGAAGCUUGAUAAGAAAGUGAAGGACUCAAUCAAAAGAAUGAUAGAUGCAAGGCUAAAAUCAAGUUCUAAUAACUAUGGAGACGAUCUUCUAGGGAUCAUGUUGAAAGCUGCAACAUCUGAGGAGCCUGCGAAAAUGAUGAGGAUGGAUGAGAUUAUAGAGGAAUGCAAGGCUAUAUAUUUCUCAGGUCAAGGAAAUAGUGCGAUUCUAUUGACAUGGACUAUGUUGUUGCUGAGCUUGCACCAAGAUUGGCAAGAGAAACUCAGAGAAGAGGUUUUCAAUGAAUGGGGUAAAGAUACCAUCCCAGAUUCAGACACCUUCACCAAACUUAAACUGAUGAACCUGGUGUUGAUGGAGUCGCUUCGUCUGUACGGACCCGUGAUUAAACUGGUCCGAGAAGCAACAAAAGAUAUGAAGAUAGGACAUUUGGAUAUCCCCAAGGGCACGAGCAUAAUCAUCCAAUCCCUGAAGAUGCACACCGACAAGGCCGUAUGGGGAGAAGACGCCAAACAAUUCAAUCCUCUGCGGUUUGAAAACGGUGUUUCUAAAGCCGCCAAUCACCCAAACGCACUUCUUCCGUUCUCAGUCGGACCAAGAACUUGCAUUGCCCAAAACUUUGCCAUGAUGGAAACCAAGACCGUGCUCACUAUGAUCCUUCAACGGUUCCGGAUUAGCCUCUCCCCUGAAUAUAAGCACACCCCGGUCGAUAAAUUCAACCUCUAUCCGCAAUACGGCCUACCCGUAAUGCUUCAGCCUCUCGAUACUAGUGCUCAACCGUGAGGAAGAUAACAAACCAAGAAUCUUACCGGGUUUGGUAAAGUUCAAGAUGAUAAUAUGGAUAAGCUUAAAUAAAACAGAUAAUAAGACGAAGAGAAAAACUGAUUACAGAAUUCUUUAGUGACAUUUUCAUGUUGGAUGAGAAUAUAACGUGGUAGAAACGAUGUUCGUGCCCUUCUAAAUUCCCCAGCCAUGAUUAUUGCGGUUGGUAUUAAUAAGAAUUAGUGUUUGAAUAA